GCAAAACAAUCAUGGAGUGAAGUGAUUUCCGUCAGAAAUGGUGUUGAUCGGUGCAGGCUGUCUUCUACCAGGUUUGUCCCCCCUCCUCUGAGCUUUCAAGGCCCAAAAAUCAGCUGUGAUGAGGCGUUCAAAGAUAAGAGGGCUGCUAUAGGAAUUAUUCUGUGGGAUACAAAUGAUUGUAUGGUGGACGGCAUUGGAAAGAAAAUCCCUGCUGUUUCAAGUCUUUUUUGCAGAGGCGGCAGCAGUAAGAGAAACCUGUUUACUUGCUCAUGCAUCUCACCUCCAGAUUUGCACAGUGGGCCAGUUGUCCUCCGUUAG
This is a messenger RNA of Ilex paraguariensis (yerba mate), 318 nucleotides long. NCBI's taxonomy places the organism in Eukaryota, Viridiplantae, Streptophyta, Magnoliopsida, Aquifoliales, Aquifoliaceae. The record is from the annotation of a GenBank genome assembly.